AUGGUGUGGACAGUGAGAUUGUGCGUUCUCCCCUUGUUGAUCUACCUCUCGAUGGUGCAAGGGAAUCCCUCAAAUGCGUCGUCUUUUCUUCUUUCGCCAACUCCAAAACCGAGCCAAAACAAGUUAUUUGUGCACUAUUCGAUGGAUCGAGGCACUCUGGUGCUGCGAAGGAAGAUAUUUAUCUUCAGGGCUGAGUUAUACACCCCCUGGUCAAAGUGGAGCAAUUGUUCUACAAGGGACUGCACAGAGCUGAGAUAUCGUCAGUGUAUGAACGACUCCUACGAAAAUCCCAUUCCAAAUCUCUUCCGAACAAAUAACUGCCCCUUCCAGUAUAUUGUGGAGACAAGAAGGUGUGUCAAUGAUUCUGAGUGUCAUAAAGAUGCCCCUUCAAAAAUUUUGAACGAAUUAUCAGACACCUGUGGAAAGCGACCAAAUUUUAAGAGCAAACGCGGUGUUUUAUCCAAGAUUCUAGGCGGUCGUGAGGCCAAGCCGCAUAGCUGGCCUUGGCAAGUGGCCUUGUAUGUGCGGACUCCCGUUGUUGAAGGCAGGUCUUCGCGCUCCGCUAUUGAAUCACCCUUCUGUGGAGCAACACUAAUCGCACCUUCGUGGCUUAUCACAGCGGCCCAUUGCCUCAGUGAAUUGGUACCCGACAAGGUGCUCACGGUCGGUCAAAUCUUCUCCGUAGAGGAGGAGCUGGAGCUAAGUAUUCGCGCCAGAAUUGGUGAUCACAUCCGUGGUAGAAGGGAUGGGCCGCAAGAGGUCUCUCGCCUUAUUGAAUUAGCAAUUAUUCAUCCAGACUAUCGAAGAGGAUUUUCGGAGCAAGGGUUUGACGUAGCUCUUCUAAAACUAGAUGAACCGGUGGAAUUUAGUGAAAAGGUGAGCUCAAUCUGCAUUCCGGAUAGAAGCCUUCACUUGCCUGAAGGUCACACCUGCUACGCAGCAGGUUGGGGCGCUACUUCACCUGACACUACAGUUCUUCCUGAACCCUUCGGAUUCAUUGACUUCUUCUCUGCAAGCCUUUUUCCCAGACCCUGCGGUUUGGGCCAAUCUUCCGCCUCUAAUCGCAGAUGUCGCGGACCCAGACAACCACUACGGCUACUCGAAGUAGACUUGCCUCUCGUCUCACUACAGCGAUGUCGUAGGACUUUCCGAAAUCUUCGUGAAUGGGUGCACGUUUGCGCGGGGGAGAAAGGAAAAGAUACUUGCCGCGGCGAUAGCGGUGGUGGACUGUUCUGCCAAAACCCCGAGGAUGGAAGAUGGUACAUCUACGGCGUAACCAGUUUUGGCUCCGUUUUGGGCUGCGGUGAACACUACGGAGUCUAUGCGUGCACUCGUGGAAUUUCCGACUGGAUUCAUGAGAAUGUCUCUUAG
Messenger RNA from Hydatigera taeniaeformis, 1371 nucleotides. Lineage: Eukaryota; Metazoa; Platyhelminthes; Cestoda; Cyclophyllidea; Taeniidae. The record is from the annotation of a GenBank genome assembly.